Molecule: messenger RNA, 837 nt
Organism: Talaromyces stipitatus ATCC 10500
Lineage: Eukaryota; Fungi; Ascomycota; Eurotiomycetes; Eurotiales; Trichocomaceae
Exons: 2
Coding region: 1-837 (278 amino acids)
Source: RefSeq, a predicted model, not a curated record
AUGAGUUCCAAAUUAUUCCCAGGUGACCCAAACAAGGUCAUGGUGAUCAGACAAGUCACCAAGGAUAUCACGACACUCAGCGUUCCAUUCUCGCGAUUCGGACUAAUAAAAUUUGGCGGAAGAGCUACUCUUGUCAAACUUGCGACAGGAAACAUGCUCGUGGUCUCUCCCGUGGCACUUACCUCUGAAGUACAGCAGACAAUUGCGUCGCAGGGCGGACGGAUUAAAUACAUUGCAGCACCCGAUCUCGAGCACCACAUCUACCUUACUGCAUGGAAAAAGGCCUUCCCCGACGCGGAGAUUAUCGCACCCGAAGGUCUAUACGAGAAGCGCCAGAGCAAACCCGACCAGAAAGAUACCCAAUUCUCACACAUUCUCACCAAAGCCAACAAACGCGAUAUCCAUAUAUCAGAAGAAUUUGAUCGCGAAAUUGACAUUGAAUACGUCGAUGGCCACGGGAACAAGGAGAUUGUGUUUCUACACAAACCCAGCAGAACCAUGAUUCAAGCCGAUUUGAUUUUCAACCUACCCGCAAAGGAACAAUAUUCUCGUACGAAUGAGUCGCCCACGUCAGGCAUCUUCACGAAACUAUUCACACCCUUGAUCUCGGCCAAUCCACCGCCAGCAACAUGGCACAAGCGGUUUGUAUGGUAUAUCACAGCCAACGAUCGCAAGAGCGUCGGCGAUUCAGUUGUGCGGAUAAAUACAUGGGAUUUUGAUCGGAUUAUUCCUUGUCAUGGUGAUAUCAUUGAGACCGGGGGAAAGGCGGUGUUUCAGAAUGUGUUUGAGUGGUUUUUGGAGGGGAAGAAGAAGAAGCCGCAACGACAGGAGCAGUAG